AUGACGUUGGCUGUCAUUUUACUGAGCUCCUUCUGGCUUCCUCUCUCUGACGCUGUGGCUUCAAAACCGCAAUACAUCCUGUGGGUCUCUUGUGUGAUCCCAACCUCUUCUACAGAGAAAGCAUGUCUCCAUCUUCUAAACCUUAAUGAAUCUGUGUCCUUGAGUGUUGUCCUGGAAUACAAUGGGUCAAAUAUUACUAUUUUUGACCAGUCUGUGGAAAACGACAACUUCUAUGCUUGUGCAGAUUUCAAGGUAUCUCAGAAGUUCUCUGAGCAUUUGGCCUUCAUGACGUUGUUGGCUAAGGGAGACACUCUCAGAAUUUUUGAAAGGAGAGCAAUAGCAGUCACUCAAGAGGAAAACAUCACUUUUGUGCAGACAGACAACCCCAUCUAUAAACCUGGAGCCAAUGUUCACUUUCGCGUGGUGACAUUGAAUACCCACUUCAAACCUGUUAAUGAUUUGUAUCCUUUAAUCACAGUUCAGGAUCCUCAAAACAAUGUGAUUUUUCAAUGGCAAAAUGUGACUUCUUCCCAAAAUAUUACCCAACUCUCAUUCCAAUUGACUGCGGAGCCAAUGCUUGGAGAUUACAGGAUUGUCGUGAGGAGACCGUCAGGAACAACAGUGAUACAUCAGUUCACUGUCAAUAGAGAUGUGCUGCCCCGAUUUGAAGUUGAGGUCAAAACACCACAAACAGUAACCAUUGCAGAUGACGAAUUUCAGGUGUCUGCAUGUGCAAAGUACAUCUACGGCCAUUCUGUACAAGGAAAAGCGCAAAUCCAAGUAUGCCGGGAAUUCUUUUCAUCAACAGAUUGUGAUAAAGGCAACAAUGAAAUAUGUGAGCAAUUUACUGCACAGUUGAAAGAUGGCUGCAUAUCUCAAAGUGUAAAUACAAAAGUCUUCCAACUAUAUCGCUCUGGAUUUUUUAUGACAUUUCAUGUCAAUGUAAUUGUUACAGAAUUUGGCACAGGUGUGCAGAUCAGUAAGAAGACCUCUGUUCUAAUCAGCUCAUCACUGGGCAGUGUGCGCUUUGAGAACAUGGACCCCUUCUACAGAAGAGGCAUUUCUUAUUUUGGAACUCUUAAAUUUUAUGGUCCCAAUAAUGAACCUAUGGUGAGAAAGUUGUUACAACUUGAGCUCAAUGGCAAGUUCAUAGGAAAUUACACUACAGACGAGAAGGGUGAAGCUCCCUUUUCCAUUGACACAUCGGAGAUAUUUGAUCCACAUUUAAAUCUGCAGGCCAAGUAUGUUCGACCCAGGAGCUGCCAUCGCUCCAGCUGGUUGAUCCCGGAGUAUUCAGAUGCCAACUUCUUGGUCUUCCGCUUCUACUCCCGAACCAAUAGCUUCCUGAAGAUCAUUCCUGAGCCAAGGCAGCUUCCAUGCAACCAGCCGAAGGUUGUCACCGUGCUCUAUUCCCUGGACCAUGAAGCAUAUGAGGAGGGCUCGGCUGUCAACUUCUUCUACCUGGUGAUGGUCAAAGGAGCUAUCUACCUUAGUGGAAAAAAGGAACUCAGAAACCAAGCCAGCAAUGGAAGCUUCUCCUUCCCAGUCUCCAUCGGCAGCGACCUGGCACCCGCGGCUGUCAUGUUUGCCUAUACCCUACAUCCCAGGGGAGAAAUUGUGGCGGACAGCGUCAAAUUCCAGAUCGACAAGUGCUUUAGAAACGAGAUUAGCAUGAAGUUCUCAAAGGAGCAGGGCCUUCCUGGCUCCAAGGUGAGUCUGAGUCUUCAAGCAGCCCCUGGCUCGUUCUGUGCCCUCCGAGCUGUGGACAAGAGUGUCCUCCUGCUGAGGCCUGAGCGGGAGCUGUCAGCUCAAAGUGUAUACAACCUGCUUCCAAAUACACAACCACAUGGUUAUUUCUACCUUGGUCUCAACCUGGAUGACGGCAAAGCAGACGCGUGCAUUCCCCCUAAGCAUGUGUUCCGUGAUGGGUUGUACUACAUGCCUGUGCGCAGUGACGGGGAUGGAGACAUCUCCGGUAUUAUCAAGGACAUUGGGCUGAAAGUCUUUACCAACUUCCAUUACCGGAAGCCGGAAGUAUGUUCACAGGAGGGAAGUUUUCUCCCCAUGGAGUCUUUAUAUUACGUACAAGGAAGAACUGCACCAAUGUAUGGGGUUCCACUUACGGCUGCCGCUGAUAACUUAGACAGUGUGGACCACGCAGAGCAGACUUUCAUGGAAACAGUCAGAACAAACUUUCCCAAGACAUGGAUCUGGGACCUCAUCAGUGUUGACUCCUCGGGUUUGGCAAACCUCUCACUCCUCGUCCCCGACACCAUAACCCGCUGGGAGGCAGGCGCCUUCUGCGUCCACAGCGACGAGGGAUUUGGCAUUUCAUCGACAGUGUCUCUGCAAGUCUCCCAGCCCUUCUUUGUCGAAGUCGCCUCUCCCAUUGCGAUCGUCCGAAAUGAGCACUGUGACCUGACCGUCACCGUCGUCAGCUCCCUGAACGCUUGCGCGGAGGUUUCUGUGAAAUUAGAAGCAUCUCAGAAUUAUGAAGCAAAUGUCAAUAGUUUAAACAGCAACAGUAGUGAUAUUAUCAAGGCUGGUGAGAGGAAGACAUAUGUCUGGACUUUUAUACCUAAGAAAUUGGGGAAAGUGAACAUUACUGCGGUCGCAGAGUCCAGAGGAAAUAGCGCCUGUCCAAAUGAAGCCCCCAAGCAGCAAAACCUCCACUGGAGAGAUACGGUGGUCAGCAGCAUCCUAGUAGAGCCUGAAGGUAUUAAAAAAGAAACAACACAGAGUUUCCUUAUCUGCACAAAAGGAACCAAAACCUCGAGGCAGGUAACUUUGGAGCUACCGAGCAGUGUAGUGGAAGGAUCCGUCAGAGCCUUUUUCACUGUUGUGGGGGACAUUCUCGGAGCUGCAAUGCAGAAUCUAGACACUCUCCUCCAAACAACCUUUGGCUGCGGCGAGCAGAACGUGGCCCUACUAGCCUCUAACACGUAUGUCCUUGACUACCUGAGAGCUACUGAACAAUUGACAGAGGAAGUUUCGUCGAAGGCUCGAACCCUCCUGGCUAAUGGUUAUCAGAAGCUCUUGUCUUUCAAAAACGCUGAUGGUUCAUACCGUACGUUUUGCCAGAGGGAUCAGAAAGGGAGCAUCUGGCUCAGUGCCCUAACUUGUAAGACACUGGAGAGAAUGAAGCAAUAUAUAUUCAUUGAUGAAACAAUCCCCAAACAGACCUUAAUCUGGCUUUCAAGCAAACAGGAAAUAAAUGGGUGUUUCACAAGGAAUUACAAGCAUUUCAGCAAUGCACAGGAGGCUGGAAAUGAAGACAACGUUGCGCUCACUGCAUACAUCGUGGGGACGUUCCUUGAAGCUGGACUUAAUGCCUCUUUUCCCGCUCUGCGCAAUGGGCUAUUUUGCCUGGAGGAGGCGGUGGCCCGGGGAGUCGCCACCAGCCACACUCACGCUUUGCUAGCUUAUGCUUUUGCGUUCGCUGGAAAGGAACAGCAGGUGACAUCCUUACUCCAGACCUUGGACCGAUCCGCUACUAAAAUAAAUAAUAUGAUAUAUUGGGAAAAAGAAAAGAACCCCAAGACGGAGGAGUCCCCACCCUUUGUUCCUUCUGGCGAGACAGAGAAGACCUGCUAUGUGCUGUUGGCUGUCAUUUCCCGGGCCAUCCGGGACCUUGAUUAUGCCAGUAAGGUUGUGCAGUGGCUCGCCCAGCAGAUGAACUCCCACGGAGGCUUCUCGGCCACGCAGGACACCCCCAUCUGUCUGCUGGCCCUAACCCACUACAUGAAAAUCACUGGCUCUGCUGGGGAAAACACCAUCACCUUGAGAAGCAAAGAAUUUGAGGAGAUUUUUCGGGUUCACAGGGAUAACCGCCUCCUGGUACAGCAUUCGGAAUUAACAAGAGUUCACGGACAAUACACAGUGGAGGUAGAAGGACAAGGCUGUGCAUUUAUCCAGGCCACCAUCAAGUACCACGUGCCACUACCCAAGAAGGCAUCUGGAUUUUCCCUAUCCUUGGCAACAGUGAAGAGCAACUCUUCAGAUAUGUUCCAGCCUAAAUUUAACCUCACGGUGACCCUCAAAUACACGGGAAUCCAUAACGCCUCCAACAUGGUCCUCGUGGAUGUAAAGAUGCUGUCUGGGUUUACUCCAGUUCUGUCGUCCGUUGAGGAGCUUCAAAACAACGGCCAAGUAAUGAAGACAGACAUAAAGAAUGGCCACGUUCUUUUAUACUUGAAAAAUGUUUCUGGUACAGCGAUCAGUUUUACCUUUUCUGUGGAGCAAAGCAACCCGGUGUCCAACAUUCAGCGGGCCCCCGUCGUGGUCCGCAAUUACUAUGAGCAUGAUGAAUAUGCAUUUGAUUCUUACCUCAUCGAUAGUACUUCUGUUUCCCAAUAA
This is a messenger RNA of Jaculus jaculus (lesser Egyptian jerboa), 4356 nucleotides long. Its product is annotated as ovostatin homolog. Gene Ontology annotation, molecular function: endopeptidase inhibitor activity. Gene Ontology annotation, cellular component: extracellular region. The coding region runs from base 1 to 4356 and encodes 1451 amino acids. NCBI's taxonomy places the organism in Eukaryota, Metazoa, Chordata, Mammalia, Rodentia, Dipodidae. The record is from RefSeq and is a predicted model, not a curated record. The transcript has 35 exons.